CGCUAUAAAAGCGUGCUGGAGGAAAAAAAAACUGUUUUGUCAGACACUGAGACACAGAAGAGCGGAGGACCGAAGAGGAGUUGAUUUAAUUUACAGUUUUAACUUCUUCUGGACAAGGGGUUUCAAUUUAUGACCACGGAUAUAGAGGAUAUUCAGGACGUCCAGAAUAAAGUGAGGGGCUGGAGCGUGCUCAGUGAGGUUGGGAAGACGUCAACAUGGCAGUCUUCACUCAGCUGGGUUUACUGCUUUGGAAGAACUUCACCUAUAGACGGAGACAGACUAUCCAGCUGCUGAUUGAGAUCAUCUGGCCCCUUUUCAUCUUCUUCAUCCUGAUCUCAGUCCGAAUUCAUUAUCCACCGUACGAGCAACAUGAAUGCCAUUUCCCUAACAAGGCCAUGCCCUCUGCGGGUACCCUGCCCUGGGUUCAAGGCAUCAUCUGUAAUGCGAACAACCCCUGCUUCCGUAACCCGACACCAGGAGAGAGUCCCGGUGUGGUGGGAAACUUCAAUGACUCCAUAAUUUCCCGUCUGUUGAUUGAUGCCAAGAAGAUCCUGCUAUACUCUCAGAAUGAUAAAAGCUACGAGGGCUAUAAAGGACUGCUGAGGGCUCUCAGGAAGCUUCAGAAGAACACUGCUCGUUUCAAGCUGAAGGACUUCCUGCGAGACAAUGAGACUCUUUCCCACUUCCUGCACCACAACGCCUCUCUCCCUCGUCACGCGCUGAAGCAGAUUGUGGAGGCUGAUGUCAACCUAGAGAAGGUCCUGACUAAAGGUUUUGGAUUCCAUCUCAGAGAUUUGUGUAACACCACCCCCCUGGAGGAGUUCGUCCAUAUUGCCGACAGAAAUGUGUCUCGUCUAACUCAAGAAAUUAUUUGCAAAUCCUCCAGUGACUGGCUGAACAAAGCACAGAGCCACUUCCUGUCCAACUUGGACUUUCUCAAACCAAUCCGGAAGGAUGUCAGAGCUGACCCCAAAGUUGUUCAAGAUGUCUCAGCUGCUACCGACAAUCUUCUGGAAAGCCUCGGGGCACUGGCUGUGGAGCUUGCCAGUAUGAAGAGUUGGAAGGAUAUGCGUAAGGAGAUUCUGUACCUGACUGCAAACGCCACAGGCUCUCCCAACCAGAUGUACCAGGCUGUGUCACGUAUUGUCUGUGGACACCCAGAGGGGGGAGGCCUCAAAAUCAAGUCCCUCAACUGGUAUGAAGACAACAACUACAAGGCCCUGUUUGGCAAUCAUGGCAAUGACAGUGACAAUGAACCUCUCUCCACUUAUGACAACUCUUCCACUCCAUAUUGUAACAACAUGAUGAGGAGCCUGGAGUCAAGCCCCAUUUCCAGGAUGAUCUGGAGAGCCCUGAAGCCUCUGCUCAUGGGGAAGAUCCUGUACACCCCAGAUACUCCAGCAACACAGAGAAUAAUCCACGAGGUAAACAAGACCUUCCAGGAGCUUGGUGUGCUGAGGGAUCUUGGAGGGAUGUGGGAGGAGAUGAGGCCCAAAAUUUGGAACUUCAUGGAGAACAGCGAGGAAAUGGACUUAGUUAGGACCCUGCUUCAGAACAACGCCAGUGCUGCCUUCUUUAAUGCCCAGCUCAGUGAGACUGAGUGGCAAGUGUCAGAUGUGUCCAAGUUUCUGUCCAAGGUCUCCGAGGACCAAAGACCGGCAGGAUCUGCUUACACUUGGAGAGAAGUCUUUAAUGAAACUGACCACGCCAUACAGACCAUCUCACGUUUCAUGGAGUGUGUGAACCUGGACAAGCUAGAACCAGUAGCCAAUGAGGAGAGGCUGGUCAACAAAUCCAUGGGUCUUUUAGACAACCAGAAGUUUUGGGCUGGAAUCGUGUUCCCUGACAUUGCCCAUAAUAACAGCACUGACCUACCUCCCAAUGUGAACUAUAAGAUCCGCAUGGACAUCGAUAAUGUGGAGAGGACAAACAAGAUUAAGGACGGGUAUUGGGACCCAGGUCCCAGGGCUGACCCCUUUGAGGACCUUAGGUACAUCUGGGGCGGAUUUUCUUACCUGCAGGACGUCAUCGAGCAAGGGAUCAUCAGAGCCAUCACUGGCAGCAAGGAGAGGACAGGCAUCUACAUUCAGCAGAUGCCUUACCCCUGCUAUGUUGACGACAUUUUCCUGCGUGUGAUGAGUCGCUCAAUGCCUCUCUUCAUGACCCUGGCUUGGAUGUACUCAGUAGCCAUCAUCAUUAAGGGCGUGGUGUACGAGAAGGAGGCUCGGUUAAAGGAGACGAUGAGGAUCAUGGGGCUGAACAAUGGCAUCCUGUGGCUCAGCUGGUUCAUCAGUAGUUUAAUCCCACUCCUGAUCAGUGCCGGCUUAUUGGUGAUGUUACUAAAGAUGGGAAACCUGCUGCCUUACAGUGACUCAGGCGUGGUGUUUCUUUUCCUGGGAUCCUUCGGUGUUGUCACCAUCAUGCAGUGUUUCCUUAUCAGCACCCUGUUCUCUCGUGCAAACCUGGCAGCUGCCUGUGGUGGAAUCAUAUACUUCACUCUCUACCUGCCGUAUGUGCUCUGUGUCGCCUGGCAGGACUAUGUGGGCUUCGGAGCAAAAGUUGUUGUGAGCCUGCUGUCUCCUGUGGCUUUUGGUUUCGGCUGUGAGUACUUUGCCCUGUUUGAGGAGCAGGGGGUGGGAAUUCAGUGGUCCAAUCUGCUGGCAAGUCCUCUGGAGGAAGACAGCUACAACCUGACCACCUCUAUCUGCCUCAUGCUGUUUGAUGCCGUGCUGUAUGGAAUAAUGACCUGGUACAUCGAAGCAGUGUUUCCUGGUCAGUAUGGGAUCCCCAGGCCUUGGUAUUUCCCUUUCACAAGGACGUACUGGUGUGGAGAGAAAGAGAACCAGAACCUCUCCACCCCUCUGUCGAAGAAGGGCAAUGCUGAAGCUGUCUGUAUCGAAGAAGAACCGGGCCACAUCGACCCAGGUGUUUACAUAGAAAACUUGGUGAAGGUCUACAGUCACGGAAACAAACUUGCUGUGGACGGACUGACCCUUAGGUUCUAUAACGGACAGAUUACCUCCUUUCUCGGCCACAAUGGAGCUGGCAAGACAACAACCAUGUCAAUCCUGACGGGGUUGUUCCCACCCACCUCUGGUACUGCCUACAUCCUUGGCAAAGACAUCCGCACCGAACUCAGCACCAUACGGCAGAAUCUGGGCGUCUGUCCUCAGCACAACGUACUUUUCAGCAUGCUGACAGUUGAGGAACACAUUUGGUUCUACGCUCGUCUGAAGGGGCUGCCAGAGGAGAAGGUGAAGGCUGAGAUGGAACAAAUUGUGAAUGAUGUUGGUCUUCCACACAAGCGUCAGUCCCGCACAAGCACACUGUCUGGAGGGAUGCAGAGGAAGCUGUCUGUAGCUCUGGCUUUUGUCGGAGGCUCAAAGGUUGUGAUUUUGGAUGAACCGACUGCUGGGGUUGAUCCUUAUGCACGCCGGGGCAUCUGGGAUCUUCUGCUUAAAUACAGACAAGGCCGCACCAUCAUCCUCUCCACUCAUCACAUGGACGAAGCUGACAUCCUGGGUGACCGAAUUGCCAUCAUUUCCCACGGCAAGCUCUGUUGUGUCGGCUCCUCACUCUUCCUUAAGACUCAGCUGGGCACGGGCUACUACCUGACCCUGGUGAAGAGAGACUACGACCUGACGCUUCAGUCCUGCAGGAACUCUGCUAGCACUGUUUCUUACUGCAAGAAGAAUGAAAAGGAGGACAGUGUUUCAGAGAGCAGCUCAGAUGCUGGUCUGGGUAGUGAGCCUGAGAGUGAAACCACCACUAUUGAUGUGUCCCUCAUCUCAAACGUGAUAUUCAAGCAUGUCUCUGAAGCUCGCCUUGUUGAGGACCUUGGCCAUGAGCUCACGUACGUCUUACCAUAUCAGUCAGCUAAAGAUGGAGCCUUUGUGGAGCUGUUUCACGAGCUGGAUGACCGCCUCACUGACCUGGGAAUAUCUAGCUAUGGAAUAUCUGAUACCACCCUUGAGGAGAUUUUCCUGAAAGUGGCUGAGGACAGUGGAGUGGAUUCUGUUGAGCUUUCAGAUGGAGUUGUGCCAACCAGGACUCGUCGCCGUCAUGCCUUUGGAGACCACCAGAGCUGCCUGAAGCCCUUCACCGAGGACGACUUUGACUUCAAUGACUCUGAAGGUGACCCAGAAUCUCGUGAAACUGACUGGCUCGGCGGAUCAGACGGCAAAGGUUCAUACCAGGUCAAAGGCUGGAGUCUGAAGAGACAGCAGUUUGUUGCACUCCUCUGGAAACGAUUCCUCUAUGCUCGACGCUCCAGGAAAGGCUUCUUUGCUCAGAUUGUUCUCCCAGCUGUGUUUGUGUGUAUCGCCCUGGUGUUUAGCCUGAUUGUUCCUCCGUUUGGAAAGUACCCAAGUCUGGCUCUGGAUCCUGGCAUGUAUGGGGAACAGUUUACCUUCAUCAGUAAUGACCUUCCUGAAGACCCUCACAUCAACAAACUGCUGGGAGCUUUGACAGAUAAACCAGGAUUUGGAACUCGUUGCAUGGAAGGAGAGCCCAUACCGGACACUUCCUGUACAGCAGUAGAAGAUGAAUGGUCCGUCCCUGAAGUUUCUCAAAGUUUGCAGGAUAUGUUUGACAAAGGGAACUGGUCCAUGGAGAAUCCGUCUCCCCUGUGUGAGUGCAGCUGUGGGGGGCGCAAAAGGAUGCUGCCAGAGUGUCCUGCUGGUGCUGGAGGACUUCCACCGCCACAGAUGAAGAUCAGUGACAAAGACACUCUUCAGAAUUUGACGGGCAGAAACAUCUCAGACUAUCUGGUUAAAACCUACGCUAAGAUCAUUGGCAAGAGCUUGAAGAAUAAGAUCUGGGUCAACGAGUUCAGGUACGGGGGCUUCUCGUUGGGCGCCAGGAGUUCUCAGCUGCUUUCACACACUGAUGAUAUCGAUGUUGCAAUUGCUCAGCUGAGGAGACGCUUCCGUCUAGAGAGAGGAACAGCAGCAGAUCGUUUCUUUCACAGUCUCUCUAGUUUUAUCCAAGGACUGGACACCAAGAACAACGUCAAGAUCUGGUUCAACAACAAGGGCUGGCAUAGCAUCGGUUCUUUCCUCAAUGUGAUGAACAACGGAAUCCUGCGGGCAAGUCUGAAAGGUGGCAAAGACCCAACAAAGUUUGGCAUCACCGCUUACAACCACCCUCUCAACCUGACCAAGGAACAGCUGUCACAAGUAGCACUGAUGACAACAUCAGUGGAUGUUCUGGUUUCCAUCUGCGUGAUCUUUGCCAUGUCUUUUGUUCCGGCUAGUUUUGUUGUUUUCCUCAUCCAGGAGAGAGUCAACAAGGCCAAGCACAUGCAGUUCAUAAGUGGGGUGCAGCCUUUCCUCUACUGGUUGGCCAACUUUGUCUGGGAUAUGUGUAAUUACAUCGUUCCUGCCACGCUGGUUAUCAUCAUCUUUGUGUGCUUCCAACAAGACGCCUACGUCUCCUCCACCAAUCUGCCUGUGCUGGCCUUGCUGCUGCUGCUCUAUGGAUGGUCAAUCACCCCCCUGAUGUACCCGGCCUCGUUCUUCUUUAAGAUCCCCAGCACGGCCUAUGUGGUUUUGACCAGUGUGAACAUACUGAUUGGAAUAAAUGGCAGUGUCUCCACAUUUGUGCUGGAGCUGUUUGGAAGCAACGAAAUUGGUGGCAUCAACGACAUCCUGAAGAACGUAUUCUUGAUCUUUCCUCACUUCUGUUUGGGCAGAGGUCUGAUCGAUAUGGUGAAGAAUCAGGCCAUGGCUGACGCUUUGGAGCGAUUUGGUGAAAACCGUUUCCGCUCCCCUUUGGCCUGGGACAUGGUGGGAAAGAACCUGUUUGCAAUGGCGAUAGAGGGUGUGGUCUUCUUCUGCAUCACUGUCCUCAUUCAGUACCGCUUCUGCAUCAAGGCGAGGUCGUCCACCAGCCAUCUGAAGCCGAUUGGAGAAGAAGACGAAGACGUGGCCAGAGAGCGGCAGAGGAUCCUGAGCGGAGCAGGACAGUCAGACAUCCUGGAGCUCAGACAGCUCACCAAGAUUUACAAGCGAAAACAGAAGCCUGCAGUGGACCGGCUAUGUGUCGGCAUCCCCCCUGGAGAGUGCUUUGGUUUGCUGGGGGUGAACGGUGCAGGGAAAACCAGCACCUUUAAGAUGCUGACAGGAGACUCUGUGGUCACCAGCGGCGAGGCCUACCUAGCUGGCAAGAGUGUAAACACAGAGAUAGAUGAAGUGCAUCAGAACAUGGGCUACUGCCCUCAGUUUGAUGCCAUCAACGACCUGCUAACAGGUAGAGAGCACCUGGAGUUUUACGCCAUCCUGAGAGGAGUGCCUGAAAAGGAAGUCUGUGAGGUGGCAGAGUGGGGCAUCAGGAAGCUGGGCUUGGUUAAAUAUGUGGACAAGGCUGCGGGCAGCUACAGUGGAGGAAACAUGAGGAAACUGUCCACUGCUAUCGCUCUCAUAGGAGGACCUCCUGUCGUCUUUCUGGAUGAGCCAACCACAGGCAUGGACCCUAAGGCACGCCGGGCCCUGUGGAACGCCAUCCUAAGCAUCAUCAAAGAGGGGCGAUCUGUCGUCCUGACGUCCCACAGCAUGGAGGAGUGUGAAGCACUCUGCACAAGAAUGGCCAUCAUGGUCAACGGCAGGUUCCGCUGUCUUGGCAGUGUGCAACAUCUCAAAAACAGAUUUGGCGAUGGAUACACCAUCAUCCUGCGGGUGGCAGGUCCAGACCCAGACCUGCGGCCGGUGAUGGAGUUCAUUGAGCGAGAGCUUCCUGGCAGCACGCUGAAGGAGAAACACCGCAACAUGCUCCAGUACCAGCUGCCAUCCUCUCUCACUUCCCUCGCCCGAAUCUUCUCCCUGCUCUCCAAGAACAAGGAGGUGCUCAGCAUAGAGGACUACUCCGUCUCUCAGACAACUUUAGACCAAGUGUUUGUAAACUUUGCCAAGGACCAAAGUGAUGAAGACCAUUUGAAAGACGUCCACCUGAACAAGAGGGACGCUGUGGUAGUAGACAUUUCUCAGCUGAACUCUUUCCUAUUGGACGACAAGACCAGGGAGAGCUGCGUCUGACUCCCCUACAUCAGCGGGAGCUGAGAUGCCUCACCCACUUUCCCCCAAGCAUGGAAACCAUGGACCACUAACGUUUGGGGGAGACAGACUGUGUUCAUUUUUUAAAUUCUGUUUUUUAGUCUUUUUAAUUGUUCUCAUUUCUCAGUGGACCUGCACUUUCAGCGCACAGCCUCCUGAAAAGGCAGAGACUGCAGACACUGAAACAAUGAAAACUCAAUGCAAAUCAAUGCAAGAAAUAUGAAUAAAUAUAUUUAAGAUGAGAAAGUAUUCCUGUGAGGGAUGGAGACUGGUGCUCUCCCUUCACUUGAGAAAGAAAGACUUGAACACUUGAAGCAGCAGCAGGAUUGUAAUCCUGUACUUGACUGGAACACUUGUAGCCCUGCUACUCACUCAAUGGACACGACAUCAGGGAUGACUGAAGGAAAUAUCUCAAGUUUUUACCUCCCUGUGGUCCUGAAAGAAGUAGCAGUAGUCAGUGGGACUGUGUUUGUGCUACUCUCAUGACAGCGUCAAACAAAAAAAGCUUUGAUCAUUCACUGCCAACGACUAAAAGGACAGAUUAUUUUUUUAUCAGGGUUGAACCUUUCUUGUUCUUAUUCGUUACCAAGCGCAGUUGUUUUGUAAAGCAAAAACUGGCAAAAAGCAUUUACAAUCCCACAAGCAGAAAUCAUGCAUAUGUUAAUUUCUACUAAUUAGAUUUUUAAACCUAAUUUAAUUCUAAUAGACAAACUUAACCUCUAAGGAUUUUUUUUUAUUUCAACUAAGAUUGAUAACAAGUUAUUUUUUUUUAUUUGUUGUUCUCGGUGUCCUUGACAUUGUCCAGCACAGUGCCUAUACUGUACCAUGGUGAAGAGAGAAAUAUGAGCACUCCGUUCAUAAAACAACAACGAUGUACAUGGGCUGCUUUAAGGAAUGUAUACAUCUGACACCAUCAUGCAUCAAAGCACAAAAAAGGAGUUUUUUGUGAUGAUGAUGAAUGAAACUUGACUGUUGCUUUUUUUAAAAUGUGUCAUUCAUCGUCAAAAACAAACAAAAAAAUCUUGUGGCUGCUUGAUGUCUGUACAUGAUGAUGAAGUCUGCUGUAUCGGCCCGUAUUUUACUCGCCUUGUUUUCUUUAUACGGAGCUGAGGGGUUAUCAGAGCAGAGCCGAGAUGACCAAACUGGCAAGUGCGACUUCAAGAGACAGCUGGAGCUUUCGAAAGUUGGAAAUAUAUACUGCAUGCUUUCCACUUGGCUGCACACCUGGACUAUCAGCGCCUGUGUGUGCAAGAGCAUGCAUCAGAGGACAGAAGAGGACUGAAAUGUGCUUCAUUGGUGUUGGAAAUGUGGGGUCUCGAUCAAAAGUUUGUUGGAAAAAAGGCAAAUACCUGUAUGAAAAUGUGAUUCUAGGAUGAGAGGUGUUGUUCCCACAGCUCCUCUGCUUGUGUGGGAUCUAUAGAUGCUAACUUGUGUUUGUGAGGCAACAUUGGGAGUUUUAUAGACCUGAGCCAGCAUCGGUGUGGAUAUUAUGUACAGUAGUAGCAAUUUUGUGAUGUCAAGUCAGAAAAAAGACGUUACCAGUGGAGUGAACAAAUAUUAUCUGUGCCAAAAGGAGCUGAAUAUAUCAACCAGCAUAACCUGGAGGAGUUUUUUUGUAAAGUUUAGAUUACUGUUUUUUAUUCAUCAACUCGCUCAGACAUCCUCCUCUCUAAACAAAAAGCACAUUUUCAGUUCAAUCCAAGCUCAUCUUUUCGAUUGUUUUUUAAAGCUCUGAUGAAGUUGCCAAAUUCCAAACUUCCUGUCCAAGCUGCCACACUAAAGUUUACUGUAGUGUCAGUAAGUCCAAUUUUAGAAGUGAAGUUUGAUACUUCACCAUAAAGGAUGUUUCCAGAGUUAGUCCAGAGGCCAGGCUAAACACAAACAGGGACCAUGUUUUAUAGGAGUUGUGCUUGUAAUGCUUUAUAGUCCAAAAAAGUCAAUGGUAUCCAGGGUUUAGAUAAUGACAGACUGUCAUUACGGGUGCUCUGUGACAUUUUAAGACAUUUUCCGUUACCUUGGGUAUCUUAUCUUUGCAGAGAGGCCUCACACGUACUCUCGGCUUAAUGUGAGCACUUUAUAGACGAUUGUGUCAAAGACAGAGAAGAAAUUAGACAUUUCAAAAUAAAGCUACACUUCUGCAUUACAGCGUACUGUACGUUGGGCAUAAAAAGCGAAGGCUUUCAUGUGAUGGAGAGGAAUGAGUGCAGAAGCAGCGAUUAAGAAGAAGACAGGACAGUACUAAGGUGGUGACGUUUCUCUUCCUGUGCUCUAUAUUAUUAUUUGUUUACAUUUUUAAGUAUUAAACAGCUGUUUAAGUCUGUUACUCAUUGUGUAUAGUUAUUCUUUGCAUUAAUAAAGAAAUUCAUACAUUUUGAAAAAAAAAAAAA
This is a messenger RNA of Cheilinus undulatus (humphead wrasse), 9436 nucleotides long. Its product is annotated as phospholipid-transporting ATPase ABCA1-like. The record is from RefSeq and is a predicted model, not a curated record. Gene Ontology annotation, cellular component: intracellular membrane-bounded organelle; membrane. Bases 216 to 7031 code for a protein of 2271 amino acids. Gene Ontology annotation, molecular function: lipid carrier activity; ATP hydrolysis activity; ATP binding. Gene Ontology annotation, biological process: transmembrane transport; lipid transport. The transcript has 49 exons. Lineage: Eukaryota; Metazoa; Chordata; Actinopteri; Labriformes; Labridae.